CCCUGUACUAUAAGAUCCCAUAUUAAAAUGCUGUCACAGUAAUGAUUAGAACACUCAUUAAUCUUGGUCGUAGAAAGAGAUACAGUGGUAUAAGACAAUCUACUUAUUUAACUCCCCAUUUUAGCUACUAAUUAGUCUCCGUCUUUGUCUAUUUGUAAUGAAAGUACAUGCAAGGAAUACAUGUGCACUAGCCGGCAAUCACUCAGUCGCCUUCAUGUGUAUCUGUAUGAAUGGUCAUGGUCAAGAAAUGUUUACAGUAUACGUCGAAUGUGAACAAAAAAGGAGGUAGUCUAGGUGGAUUGACCUUCAAGCAAAAUCAAUACACUCCAGUUGCCCAAUAUGUAAGCUUGGGAAAGGGAUGGUCUCCAAGUUGAAUUGGAAGGCUCUCGCUUGCCAAAUAUUACUUCCAUGUCAAUCACUCAAUUGUACGAUUACACUAAAUGGAAGUUUUAGUAUCAAAUUGUCAACUUAUACUGGAAUUGUAUAGCUUCUUAGGCCGAUGGUUAGUAUUUCAGGCUAGUAAUUGAUGUUUUUUGUCAGCUCAUCUGGUAUUUUUCACUUGAUUAGACAAGCCUCGUGUAUUUUGGUGCUUUUAAAUUUGGUUGUCGGAUUGUUUUUCGAGUUACUGUUGCCUGAUUUGAUUAUAAGUCAACUGACUCUGCUGCCUUCGUAAAUCAGUGCAGAAUGUUUUGUCUUCUUCAUCUUGAUUGGUAUAUGGCCAUGUUACUCAAGCAUGUCUUGGAGAAUAAGUUUAAUAUUUGUCAUGCUUUCCUUAAAGUUUAAUGCCCUGAAAGAGGACUUGUUUGGAGUGCAGUCGAUCAUCACUACUGUGACUGUCUCUGAAGCAUCUCCGUCUUCUCUAUUAGAGUACUUUUUUAACAGCCCUCCUGAAUUGGAGGGUAACCGUGCUAAGCAGCUGGCCUGUAGGGAAUGUCUUGGUCCGGUGAUUAUCUCUCAAUUUUUUAUGCAUGGAUCAACUGUACCAGAGCUUAUUAAGAAUCUCACUACUUGUCUGAAGAAGAAAGAUGAUGAUGUAGCCAAAAUUAUCUUGGAAGCACUGAGAAAGCACGAGUAUCGGUCUACGGUUGGGAGAAUAUGAUCUUGGUCGGGAUUGAUUCUCGGUUAACUAGGCAAUUUGACCGGU
Molecule: messenger RNA, 1144 nt
Organism: Pyrus x bretschneideri (Chinese white pear)
Lineage: Eukaryota; Viridiplantae; Streptophyta; Magnoliopsida; Rosales; Rosaceae
Exons: 3
Coding region: 734-1099 (121 amino acids)
Source: RefSeq, a predicted model, not a curated record